Megalops cyprinoides (Indo-Pacific tarpon) is the source of this 1486-nucleotide messenger RNA. It is a transcript of the gene mecr, whose product is annotated as mitochondrial trans-2-enoyl-CoA reductase. The coding region runs from base 82 to 1284 and encodes 400 amino acids. The record is from RefSeq and is a predicted model, not a curated record. The transcript is spliced from 10 exons. Gene Ontology annotation, cellular component: mitochondrion. Gene Ontology annotation, molecular function: trans-2-enoyl-CoA reductase (NADPH) activity. Lineage: Eukaryota; Metazoa; Chordata; Actinopteri; Elopiformes; Megalopidae. Gene Ontology annotation, biological process: fatty acid metabolic process.
GCAGGUUGUCCUAACGCAGCCACAGCACUUGGUCAUCGGUGGACGGUGUGGGGGGAAUGACUCGAAGAUAGCCUCGGCAGAAUGGAGUUUCCACGUCGCGUGGGACUGUUGGCCAGAAGAACUGGGUUUAAAAAAGACGCUCUUUGCAGAUCUGUGGUCACCUCACGUUUGGCACGCCAACUAACAAAUGGGACCCGCGUAGGUGGACUGUCACUGUUGACAAGCGUGCGAGGCCAUUUCUCGACUCAUGCCAGGUUCUCCACGACCGCCUCUGUGAAAGACUGCAAGGCGCUGCUGUACAAGAGCCACGGAGACCCGGUCCAAGUCGUUCAGUUGGACGGCAUGGAGCUGCCUGCAGUUGAUUACGGCAGUGUUCUCGUGAAGAUGCUAGCAGCCCCCAUCAACCCCUCUGACAUCAACAUGGUGCAAGGAACUUACGCCAUCCUUCCAGAUCUCCCCGCAGUGGGGGGCAAUGAGGGGGUGGGCGUGGUCACGGAGGUCGGCAGUCAGGUGACCUCUUUAAAAGUUGGUGAUUGGGUGAUCCCGAGGGAUGCCGGACUCGGCACAUGGCGGACAGCUGCAGUAUUCAGCGAAAAGGCCCUGACUCCAGUGCCCAAUGACAUUCCCCUGCUGUCUGCCGCCACGCUGGGGGUGAACCCUUGCACCGCCUUCAGAAUGCUGUCUGAUUUUGAGGCCCUAAAGCCAGGUGACUCUGUGAUCCAGAACGCAGCGAACAGUGGCGUGGGCCAGGCAGUCAUCCAGAUUGCAGCCGCCAGAGGCAUCCACACCAUUAACGUGGUUCGAGACAGGCCAGAUUUCCAGCAGCUCAGUGAUAGGCUGCAGGAGCUUGGCGCCAGUCAUGUCAUCAAGGAGGAGAUGCUGAGAAAGCCGGAGAUGAAAGAGCUCUUCAAGAAAGUUCCGCGCCCCAGGCUGGCACUGAAUGGAGUCGGGGGGAAGAGUGCCACAGAGCUGCUGCGACACCUGCAGAGCACAGGAACCAUGGUCACAUAUGGGGGAAUGGCCAAGCAACCAGUCACAGUGCCAGUGAGUGCCCUGAUCUUCAAGGACGUGAAGGUGCGGGGGUUCUGGGUGACCCAGUGGAAGAGAGACCACGCCCACGAUGAGGGGGCCCUGCGGGACAUGCUGGCCCAGCUCUGUGCCCUGAUCCGGGAGGGAAAGCUGUCCCCCCCGGCCUGUACCGAGGUGGGUCUGCAGGACCACACCAAGGCGCUGGCCAGCGCCAUGCAGCCCUUUGCCUCCACCAAGCAGGUUCUGGUCAUGUGACACCGAGGCAGCCAAUAGCUGCGUCCCAGCAUGCCCAGACAGGUAGUGUCUAUUCCCAUCACUGCCCUGAGCAGCCCACCAGAUGCAGGGUCAUACGGUGUGUCUCAGGAAGGCAGCUUCUCUCUGGCACACACCUCUCAAGGACGCGCUCAGUAAAGGUGUUAUUGGCAUACAGGCUCAAAGUCCAAUCAACGUUAUCAUC